Molecule: messenger RNA, 1511 nt
Organism: Anolis sagrei ordinatus
Lineage: Eukaryota; Metazoa; Chordata; Lepidosauria; Squamata; Anolidae
Gene: C2H9orf40
Product: chromosome 2 C9orf40 homolog
Source: RefSeq, a predicted model, not a curated record
CUCUGCGCUUCUCCUCUCUCCAGGCAUCACCCUCCGCGAGGGUCGCGCGCCAUGGCCAAGCGAAGGGCGGAGGCGUUGGCGCUCGGGCCUCCCUGCGCGCGCUUCUUCCCUCACGCGCCGAGGCCGAAGCGCCGGCGGAUCGAUCUGGAGCUGAGAUGCGCGGCGCUGCCGAGCGGGGAAAGCGGUUGCCGCCUCAAGCGCAAGCGGGAAGCGAUGGAGAGAGGCGGGAGGGGAGAGGGAGGAGGAGGAGGAAGAGGAGGGGGCGGCCACGAGGAAGAAGCAGCCGGGCAGAGCAAGCGGCGCGCGGCGGAGGAGGAGGCAAGGGGGGCCCCGGAAAAGGAGGAGGAGGAGGAGGAGAAAGAGUUGGCAGCCUCCCCGGCCCAGGAGAAUGAAGAUGAUGUUUGGCACUACAAUUCUUUCCAAUACUGGAGAUCUCCUUUACCCACCAUCAAUCUGUCUGAUAUUCUGGAUUUAGAAAAUGAGAGUGCAGUAGCUGACAGAGACUCCAGCAGCAUUGGCCUGUCGGAAAUGGAAACCUAAAAAAUAUUAUUUUUGCAAAUCUGCAAUGCAGAAAAGAAUCUAUUCUGUUUUGGUUUUGCUUGGAAAAGUAAGCAGAGGUAAAACUUUGAAGGAGAAAGCAGACUUUGAAGGAAGAAUAACUGUUCUUGAAAGGAAGGAACUGUAGUAGAAUUCAUCAAAAGACUGCUUAUGGAAGCUUUAUGAAGGGAAUGCAAGGCUCAGAGAUUUAAAGAAAUAUUUGAAAACUGGUAUUUACAAAAAGACUACUUCAUAACCAGUAAAGUGAAGUUGAACAACAGAAAGUGCUUCAGAAGGGUGUUUUAAUGUGUAGCCAACUGAUAUGGCAUCAAAGAGAUUUGUGUUGUCUUUGUUAGAACAACCAAACUAGAAACAACAUCAACAAUAAAAAUGCACACUUCUACACAGAAUGAAUAUUAUUGUGGCAGUCAUUUUCUGCCAGUAAUUAUCACAGUUUUCAUAUACUUGCUGAAGGUAACUUCAUUAUAUCUUUAAUUGGGAGUUUAUAACUGAUGUUAAGAGUUCAGAAUACUUUGGUUUAACAAAUACAUAUAACCUAAUGGAUAGGGAAAGGAACUAUCAAGAGCAAUAAAAACCAUUGAGCACAUUUUUUUUUGCUAAUUGAGGAAAAUUGUGGUCCUGAAGAUUUCCAGCCCUGUUCAUAGUUUUUUGUAGCUUGUGUUAUAUUUUUACAUUGACAUUAGUAUAAAUGUCCUUUAACAUUGCAUCAAUGUGACUUACUGAAAUCAAUAACUGUGUCUUUAUACUUCAGACAGUUAUUUCUUUUUCAAUCAAAUAAUGAGCAUUUCUAUAUUAUAACUUUUCCAUAUUUUAUAAAAACCUUUAAAUGGUGGGAGAAAAAUCCUAUUUUUAUUCAAUGUGUAGUAAUCUUCCUAGUGGCAAUCUCAUUUUCAUUGUGCACCUGGAUGCUUUGUCAAUAAACACAGGGGUGCUAUUUCCAGCACUUGGGUUCA